Messenger RNA from Humulus lupulus (European hop), 2022 nucleotides. Its product is annotated as terpene synthase 10-like. Gene Ontology annotation, biological process: diterpenoid biosynthetic process. The transcript has 7 exons. NCBI's taxonomy places the organism in Eukaryota, Viridiplantae, Streptophyta, Magnoliopsida, Rosales, Cannabaceae. The record is from RefSeq and is a predicted model, not a curated record. Bases 68 to 1921 code for a protein of 617 amino acids. Gene Ontology annotation, molecular function: magnesium ion binding; terpene synthase activity.
UAGAACCAAAUUAUCAUCAAUAUAAUUAGGCAAUAAAGUCGACAAAAGUUAGAAGAAAAAAAAAAGAAUGGCUGUUUCAUAUCAGUUAGCUUCACUCUUGAUUGUCAGUACUAGUAGUAUUAGCUUUAAUCGUCAACCACCACGAGUACCAUCUAAUAGCUUCUCUACUUAUUCUCGUCUUCGUCGUCGUCACUCUCUGAAAUGUAGUUCAAAUCAUAGUAGUGAUGAUGAUCAUGAAACCAUGACCAUUAUUCCUCGAAGAUCAGCCAACUACCAGCCCCCACUUUGGCAUUUUGACUACGUUCAAUCACUUUCUACCCCUUUCACGGCAGAAGCAUAUGGCGAACAAAUUGAGAAACUGAAGAAAGAGGUAAGAGUGAUGGUGAAGAGAGCAAGAGAUGAGGACGACCCUUUAUCUCAACUUGAACUGAUUGAUGUGUUGCAAAGACUUGGAAUAUCAUACCACUUUGAGGAUCAAGUAAAUGGUAUAUUGAAAGAUAUAUAUAAUAGCAAUAACUAUAUCUACAAGACCAACAAUAUAUAUGCCACUUCUCUUGAGUUUAGACUCCUACGACAGCAUGGUUAUCCAGUGUCUCAAGAAAUUUUUAGUACAUGCAAGGAUAAUAUUCCAGGGAAUUUAAGGGCUUUUACCCAUGAAACAAAAGGAUUGUUAUCUUUGUACGAAGCUUCAUUCUACUUGGUAGAAGGUGAUGAUGGUAUUUUGGAAGAGGCAAGACACACCACAAAGAAAUGUCUUGAGGAAUACAUCAUGAUGAAAGGGCAGCAAUUAGAACAAAAUGAUGAUGAUAGUUGUCUUUAUGAACUAGUGAGCCAUGCCUUGGAGCUUCCACUACACUGGAGAAUGUUAAGAUUGGAUACCAGGUGGUUUAUUGAUGUGUACGAGAGGAGACCACACAUGAACCCUACUCUACUUAUGUUAGCUAAACUAGAUUUCAACGUUGUCCAAUCAACAUACCAAGAAGAACUUAAAUAUGCAUUUAGCUGGUGGGAAAGCACUGGUUUGGGACAAAAGUUGGAAUUUGCAAGAGAUAGAAUGAUGGUGAAUUACUUGUGGACAAUAGGAGUUUCAUUUGAGCCACAUUACACAAGUUGUAGAAGAAUGGCUACAAAAGUAAAUGCUUUAAUAACAGUAAUAGAUGACAUAUAUGAUGUUUAUGGUACACUAGAUGAAUUGGAGCUAUUCACUGAUGUGGUUGAGAGAUGGGAUAUUAAUGCUAUGGAUGGGCUCCCAGAGUAUAUGAAGACAUGUUUCCUUGCUUUGUACAACUUCAUAAAUGAUUAUGCAUUUGAUGUGUUAAAAGGGAAAAGCCUCCAUGUAAAAAAAUACCUUCAAAAAGCGUGGGCAGAUCUGUGCAAAUCUUAUUUAAGGGAAGCAAAGUGGUACUACAAGGGAUACACACCAACAUUUGAAGAGUACAUUGAGAAUGCAUGGAUUUCAAUAGCAGGACCUGUUAUAUUAUCACAUAUAUACAUUUUUGUAGCGAAUCCAACAAAGGAAGAUGCCUUAAGUUGCUUGGAUGAAUACCCUAGCAUAAUACGCCAUUCAUCAAUUAUUUUACGACUUACGAAUGAUCUCGCAACUUCAACGGAUGAACUGAAAAGAGGUGAUGUGCCCAAAUCAAUUCAAUGCCAUAUGCAUGAACUUGGUGUGUCUGAAGACGAGGCUCGUCAAUAUAUGAUGUUAUUAGUAAAUGAAACAUGGAAGUGUCUUAACAAAGAUUACAUAUAUGACUCUCCAUUCUCUAAGGCUUUCAUUGAAAUCUCUACAAAUCUUGCUAGAAUGGCACAUUGCAUUUAUCAAUAUGGAGAUGGACAUGGUAUUCAAGACCGCCAAACAAAUGAUCAUGUAUUGUCAUUACUAAUUCACCCUAUUCCCCUUGGCCCAAUAGGAGCAACUUAAUUAUCAUCAUUGUCAUGAUUCAAUUACAACCUUAUUGGCUCUUUAAAUUUCGGUUGCUUUUGUAAUGCUUAUUAUAAUUUGGAUUAUAUUUUACAUGUUUU